AUGGGAACGAUAUCUGAGCCUGAAUUUGACACUCGUUAUGGCGAAGAACGUUCAACAAAAACUUCCUUAAUAUUUGCACUCAAUGAAGAAGCAGUUGGAAGUUUAUCCAAAGCAUUACAAAUAUUUGAGGAACAUGGUGUAAAUCUCCUACAUAUUGAAUCACGUUUAGCAAGACAAAAUAAAACUGAUCAUGAAUUUUAUGUAGAAUGUGAUAAUAGUAGGGGUGGUAUUGUAGAAGCGGUGAAAGAAUUAAGACAACGUAGUAAAUAUAUUCAUAUAUUAUCACGAGCCCAUAAAGCGUUACAAGAAUCAGUUCCUUGGUUUCCUCGAAAAAUUCGUGAACUAGAUCAAUUUGCCAAUCGUAUAUUGUCGUAUGGUUCAGAACUAGAAUCUGAUCAUCCUGGCUUUCGUGAUGUGUUAUAUCGUAAACGACGAAAAGAAUUUGCUGAUAUAGCAAUGAAUUAUCGUCAUAAUGAGCCAAUACCACGUGUAACAUAUACUGAACAAGAAAUUCAAACAUGGUCAACUGUUUUCAGAGAACUAACUCAGUUGUAUCCAUCACAUGCUUGUAAAGAGUUUAACAACAUAUUUGCAUUACUUAUCGAUAAUUGUGGUUACAGUGAAAAUAAUAUACCUCAAUUAGAAGACGUAUCACAAUUUUUGAGAGAUUGUACGGGUUUUCGUUUACGCCCUGUUGCUGGAUUAUUAUCAUCGCGAGACUUUUUAGCUGGCCUUGCAUUUCGCACAUUUCAUUCAACACAAUAUAUCCGCCACUAUAGUGUACCAAUGUAUACUCCAGAACCAGAUGUUUGUCAUGAACUUUUGGGACAUGUACCACUCUUUGCUGAUCCAGAUUUCGCAGAAUUCAGUCAAGAAAUUGGUUUAGCUAGUUUGGGAGCGCCUGAUGACUAUAUUACACAUUUAGCAACAGUUUAUUGGUUCACAGUUGAAUUUGGUUUAUGUGUUGAAAAUAAUGAACGUCGUGCUUAUGGAGCAGGUUUACUGUCUUCGUUUGGAGAGUUGCAGUAUUGUAUCUCGGAUAAACCAGCCAUCAUGCCUUUCGAUCCGGCUCGUGCUGCUAUUCAACCAUAUCCAAUCACAUCAUUUCAACCAGUUUACUUUCUUGCCGAAAGUUUCAAAGAUGCCAAAGAAAAAUUAAGACAAUAUGCCAUGACAAUUCCACGACCCUUUGCUGUUCACUAUAAUCCUUAUACACAAUCUAUUGAAGUCAUUAAUGGCAAAGAACAAAUUGUUAAUAUGUUUCGUCUUCUUCGUGGUGAAAUGGAUGUAUUACAUGAUGCAUUAAAAAAAUUGGAAUUGACUAAUGUUCUAACGAAUUAG
Didymodactylos carnosus is the source of this 1341-nucleotide messenger RNA. The record is from the annotation of a GenBank genome assembly. Lineage: Eukaryota; Metazoa; Rotifera; Eurotatoria; Philodinida; Philodinidae.